Messenger RNA from Condylura cristata (star-nosed mole), 729 nucleotides. RefSeq lists its product as uncharacterized. Gene Ontology annotation, biological process: cell surface receptor signaling pathway. Gene Ontology annotation, cellular component: plasma membrane. The coding region runs from base 1 to 729 and encodes 242 amino acids. The record is from RefSeq and is a predicted model, not a curated record. The transcript is spliced from 4 exons. NCBI's taxonomy places the organism in Eukaryota, Metazoa, Chordata, Mammalia, Eulipotyphla, Talpidae.
AUGUCCAGCGAAGUCCUCCUGCAGAGCCAAAAAGGACCAGGACGCUCAGUGCAAGGUUCUGUCCUGCCUGCCCAGUGCCUCACGGGCUCCAAGCUCCUCUGCUGUGUGGCCCUCUGUCUCCUGGGAGCAGGUCAUAUGGACAGUGGAGUUGCCCAGAUACCAAAACAUAUGGUGACCAUGAUGGGGUAUGUGGUCACAGCGAAAGGACAGAGCAUGACCCUGAGAUGUUGCUAUGAGAAGGGACACCAGACUGUGUACUGGUACAAGAAGGCCCUGGGCCAGGGCCCCCAGUUCCUGGUUAGCUAUUAUGAUGGAGCAGAGCAAGAAAAAGGAGCCAUCCCUGAAGGAUUCAAAGUUACACAAUUCAGGAACUUCACCUCUGAGCUGACCGUGAGCUCCGUGAACCAGAUGGACGCAGCCUGGUAUCUCUGUGCCAGCAGCUUGGCACAGCCCUGCAGGAGCCGCAGCCCAGAGCACAAAAACCUCCUGCCAACCCCCAAGUAUGUGGUCACAGUGAGAAGAAAGAGCGUGACCCUGAGAUGUUGCUAUGAGAAUAGACACCAGACUGUGUACUGGUAUAAGCAGGCACCGGGUCAGGGCCCUGAGUUCCUGGUCGAAUAUUAUGGCCAGAAUGAGAAAGACAAAGGAGCCAUCCAUGACCAAUUCAAAGUUGCAAGCUUCACUAACUACAGCUCAGAGAUGACCCUGAGCUCUGAUGGAGCAGCAUGA